This is a messenger RNA of Engraulis encrasicolus (European anchovy), 515 nucleotides long. RefSeq names its product microsomal triglyceride transfer protein-like. The transcript has a single exon. Bases 73 to 471 code for a protein of 132 amino acids. Lineage: Eukaryota; Metazoa; Chordata; Actinopteri; Clupeiformes; Engraulidae. Gene Ontology annotation, cellular component: basolateral plasma membrane; endoplasmic reticulum; Golgi apparatus. The record is from RefSeq and is a predicted model, not a curated record. Gene Ontology annotation, biological process: lipid transport; cholesterol homeostasis; lipoprotein metabolic process.
AACAUUUUUAAAGGCGCCUCUGCUGAGAGUGUUCUUGGACAGACAAAACUGGCAGCACUGCAGACCCCGUUUAUGGUGUACUGGAAGAUGGGGAAGGUGAGGAGUCUCUUCUCCACCAAGGGAGAGCCUACGACCAUCAGGAAUCUGAAGAGAGGUCUAGCCAGCAUGCUCAUGGUGCAGCUUAGGGGCGGAAUGAUGCUUGAGGCUGACGUUUCCGGCAAGUGUGUCGUUGACUACAAGGUUACGAAGGGGAAUCAGGUGACCCGAAUUAAAAACCUGUACACCUGCAAAACCACAGAGACUGGCGGCUUCACCACUCACAGUCCGGUGCUGGGCGUUACCAGUCAGUCAAGCUCAGUCACCUCCAUUACUCUGGAGAAUAACUUCAUCAAGUCAGCCUUGGCUGAAGAGACGCACACCCUGUCUGUCAACGUUCGCCAUUCCAUGUCCGCACGCAUUAUGUCCAGGUGAGGAGCAUGUUUUCCUGUCAUCUGUGCUAUUUUUUUAGGAGUUUU